UGCAACAAAGCCAAUGCCAAAAAAAUAACAUUAGACCGUUUCUGAAUCUGGGUGCCCAAACUAUUACGCCUUUAUGGGCUAAUAGGCCUACGGGCCCAACUGAAUGGUGCCAUUCACAGUUUUCACGCCAGCCAAACAGAACUUACAAGCGAAUCAACUAGAAAGCUACCGUUCCCAAACUGCAUUUUCUCCUUUUUCUCAUAUCAGUUUGAUAUAUAUACACGUAAAAUAGCUUAAGUUUACACUGCAAGGCUACAACAGGCAUAGAUAGAUAGACAGACACCUUAGGGAGACGAAGAAAGAAAAUGGGGGCAGGGCGAGAGGUUUCAAUUUCUUUGGACGGGGUGCGGGAUAAGAAUGUGAUGCAACUCAAAAAGUUGAAUACUGCACUAUUUCCUGUUCGCUACAACGACAAGUAUUAUGCCGAUGCCCUCGCUUCUGGGGAUUUCACCAAACUAGCUUAUUACAGUGACAUCUGUGUUGGUGCAAUUGCCUGCCGGUUGGAGAAGAAGGAAGGAGGGGCUGUUCGCGUUUACAUCAUGACAUUAGGUGUUUUAGCACCAUACCGAGGACUUGGCAUUGGUACAAGACUGUUGAAUCAUGUUCUUGAUCUCUGCUCCAAGCAGAAUAUUUCUGAGAUUUACUUGCACGUGCAGACAAACAAUGAAGAUGCCAUCAACUUUUAUAAGAAAUUUGGAUUUGAGAUCACAGAAACCAUCCAGAAUUACUACACAAACAUUACACCACCUGACUGCUAUGCCCUUACCAAAUUCAUCACUCAGACAAAGAAAUGACUGCAAAGGUAGCAAUUCAGUUGGCAAUCCUUGUUUCCUUGCUAUUCGUCGAACUUUACGUGGGAUUAGUUAUACUUGGAACAUCAGAAUCUGAUUGAUGAAAUUAUGCAUGAACAAUUCGUGUGAUGCACGGCUGAUUGAUGGAAUGACUAUAAAUCUUUAAUAGUUUACAAACAUUUUGAAGUUUUGUUUACAAGCGUUUUGAAAUUCUGUAUUUUAUUGACACUGGAAGAAGUUUCUUUCACUUUGAUAAGAUUUUGCUUCUGAAA
Jatropha curcas is the source of this 1063-nucleotide messenger RNA. Its product is annotated as Acyl-CoA N-acyltransferases (NAT) superfamily protein. Gene Ontology annotation, biological process: mitotic sister chromatid cohesion. Gene Ontology annotation, cellular component: NatA complex. Gene Ontology annotation, molecular function: N-acetyltransferase activity. Lineage: Eukaryota; Viridiplantae; Streptophyta; Magnoliopsida; Malpighiales; Euphorbiaceae. The record is from RefSeq and is a predicted model, not a curated record.